GCAUACGGGAGACGGUGGUUCGAAUCCCGCUUGGGGCAAAAAAUGAGCACAUAACACCAUCCAGUGUGGGUCCUUGGGCAAGAUCCUUCACGCUAAUGCCUACCUCAUACAAUGAUGAGAGACAAUAAAAUGAAUGACAUGCCGGCUCAGACGUCGCCCGGCCAAACAAGGUCUGCGUCAGGUGCUGGGGAACCAGAGCACCUUGAUGAAAAAUGGGCUACUGGAACAAACCGGAGAUGGGCGAGAUGUGAUAACAUGGCUCUGUUGGAAUGCUACUACUCAAGCAACCCUAGUCAGAGGGGUUACAUGGAGAUAAUGUGGGAUAAAUGGUUACUUCGAAACCCACAGUUACGGUUGACCACGAAACAACUAGUAGCUCAGUGUUCCAACAUCCACAAACGGCAACUGGUGUCACAACUUGAGAUUGAUGAGGUACAACGCAGGUUCCAUGGUGAAGGGCCCCAAGCUGCCAGCUCAGAGGAGGAGGUCAUACCAGAGAUUGGGAGGCAAGCCCCAAUGAAUGCAGAUGAUGAGUUGGGGAGGCCAGACCCAAUGAAUGAAAUGCUGAGCGAGGCAGCAACUGACCUGAAAGCUAAGAUCAUGGCGAGAAUGAAAGCUGGGCAACCUAGAAACUGAUUACAACGGCUAUGUGAAGUACCACCUGAAAGUCUCAUGGAAACUGUGAAUGCAGCACUGAGGGCGAUCCCUACCGUAACGAUCACGGAAACCAAUGAGCUGAUAUACGCUUCAGCAUCAGUGAUCCUUGAGAUGCUUGGCUAUAAGCGCAACCAUGGAAGCCAUGAGAUACGUUACCCACCAUGGAAAAGACGGUUGGAGGCUAAAAUCAAGGUGGCUCGGAAAGAUGUGAGUCAAUUGACGGAGGCCCAGAGAGGUGUGAUGAAAAGGCCGAUACCCGAGAGCUACAUCCAGAUGACCAUACCUGAAGCACUCGAAACUGCAAAACAAAGGCUCCAAGACAGUGUCCAGCCGCCUAAAGCGGUACACGAAAGAGAAUGAGGCCAGACGAAUAAACAGGCUGUUCGCAACACAACCUGCGAAAGUGUACGCUCAGUGGCAGGGUCCUAACAGGGCUGACCCACCAAGACUGGAAACUGAAAGUACUGGAAAGGCAUAUUGGAAAAGGAAGUUAUACAUAACAGCAGUGCAAAAUGGCUGGUGACCCUGAGAGAGGAGCACAGCAAACUCCCUGAACAGAUCCCAGUUACCAUAACAGUGGCAGACAUACAGGAAAGAGUCUCAGAUAUGAAGAACUGGACAGCACCAGGCCCGGACAUGGUCCACACCUACUGCCUAAAGAAACUCACAGCACUCCAUGAGCGCCUAGCAGCACAAAUGAACCAGCUGCUGAGGGAUGGGACUCACCCAGGAUGGCUAACCGAAGGGCGAACGAUCCUGAUCAUGAAGGAUCCCUCAAAGGGUGCAGUCCCAUCCAACUAUCGGACAAUAAUCUGUCUCUCCACAACAUGGAAGCUCAUGUCAGGCAUCAUUGCGGCUAAGAUAAUUGGACACAUGGAUCAAUACAUGAGCGAAGCACAGAAGGGCAUUGGUAGAGAUACCAGAGGAGCCAAACAUCAGCUCCUGGUUGACAGAACAGUCGCACAAGACUGCAGGUCCCGACGUACUAACCUGUGCACAGCCUGGAUUGAUUACAAGAAAGCCUAUGACUCGAUGCCACAUACACGGAUCACUGAAUGCUUGGAGUUGUAUAAGGUGAACAGGACCCUAAGAGCCUUCGUUGCGAACUUGAUGAGGAUGUGGAAAACCACACUUGAAGCCAAUGGCAAGGCACUUACCCAAGUGUCCAUCAAAUGUGGCAUAGACCAAGGUGAUGCACUCUCCCUACUGCUGUUCUGCAUAGGACUGAACCCGCCAAGCCAAGUAAUCACCAAGACAGGCUAUGGAUACUACCUCAGAAAUGGAGCUACAAUCAAUCACCUCCUCUACAUGGAUGACAUAAAGCUGUAAGCUAAGAGCGAAAGGGACAUGGACUCCCUGAUCCACACAACCAGGAUCUACAGCAGCGACAUCGGGAUGUAAUUCGGGCUUGAGAAAUGUAGUCGGAUGGUGACUAAGAGAGGAAAGGUAGUCCGCACUGAAGGGGUCUCACUCCCUGAAGGAACAAUAGCAGACAUUGAGGACAGCUACAAGUACCUCGGUAUACCACAAGCCAAUGGCAACCUCGAACUGGCAACAAGGAAAGUGGCUACAGCCAAAUACCUCCAGCGAGUGAGGCAAGUCCUAAGAAGCCAGCUCAAUGGCAAGAAUAAGACCCUGGCAAUA
Hippocampus zosterae (dwarf seahorse) is the source of this 2301-nucleotide messenger RNA. RefSeq lists its product as uncharacterized. The record is from RefSeq and is a predicted model, not a curated record. Bases 1264 to 1986 code for a protein of 240 amino acids. The transcript has 2 exons. Lineage: Eukaryota; Metazoa; Chordata; Actinopteri; Syngnathiformes; Syngnathidae.